UCUGCCGAGAGACAGACCCCCCUGCAGAAGAAGCUCCCUGCUCUGCUUGAAGUCAAAAGUGUGAAGUGCAACGAUACUGCAUACUGUCCCCAUGACACUACCUGCUGCAAAACUGCAAAGGGAGAAUGGGCAUGCUGUCCAUUCCCCAAGGCUGUAUGCUGUGAAGACCACGCUCAUUGCUGUCCACAGGGCACCACCUGUGACCUUACCGCUGGCUACUGCAAGUCCUCCACCCUGUCCGUUCCCUGGUUGGAGAAGGAGCCCGCCAAGACGGGGGAGCCCAUCGGACCUGGGGGUGAGAAGGGUGUGAAGUGUGACCCCGAGACCAGCUGCGCGGCUGGAACGACCUGCUGCCAGCUGCCCACCGGCAAAUGGGGCUGCUGUCCCCUGGUCAAGGGGGUGUGCUGCUCGGAUCACGAGCACUGCUGCCCACAGGGCUACUCCUGCAACAUCAAGGCCGGCACCUGCGAGAAGCGCCACGAGGGCGUCCCCUGGGUGUCCCGGAGCUUCCCCGCGGUCCUCGUGUCCCCCUCGGAGCAGCGCCCCAGGAGGGACGUGCAGUGCGAUGAGGAGCAUCGCUGCCCCGACUCGCAGACCUGCUGCAGGACCUCCUCCAGUUCCUGGGGCUGCUGCCCUUUCCCCAAGGCCGUGUGCUGCGACGAUCAGAAACACUGCUGCCCCUCUGGAUACUCCUGCGAUGGCGCUGGAGGGUCGUGUGUCCGGGAUGGGCGUCUGACCUGGGAUAUGUUCUUCACGGAGAGGGAGAGAGCCUUAAACCACAACACUUUGUAAAUCUCUUCUCGGCCUGCAGCACAUAUCCACACCCUCCAUAAUCGGCAACGUGUUAAGGAGGGAAGGGGAAUGUACAAUGAGACAUAACUGACCUGUUAUUUGUGACAAAUACUGUUUAUUUGGUAGGGGGUCUGCGAUGAAGUGGAAACAGAUUUAAAAUGGGGGACAUCAGCUGGAACCUGCUGAAUGAUUUUUUUUUUUGGAAUGUUUGUGCUUUGCAAGACUUGCUUUAUUGUGCUCCACUAAAGGAGCUUCAAGCCUGUACCUUUUUGUGUUUAACGAUGUGCUGUGACCUGAAAAGUGACGUUAGAUUUCUGCAAAACUGACCACUUCAUUAGAACAAGGGCCCUUGCCUGUGUGCUCUGCACUAACUGACAUUUCAAAGCAACUAGAUUCACCCCCACAUCUUUGGAAUAAAAGGAUUCAGAUUUCAAGAGAAUUGAUUUUAAGUGAAAUUUAGUUUUAAAGAACGCGUUGUUAAACCCAGUUUUUCUAUGCAGUGAGAUAAUAGCAUAAUGGAGGAGGAUGAUGUCGAACUCUUCUCGGGGCUUUACAAACCAUUGGCAAGCGGAGUUUCUGCUGCUUGGCCAGGUGCCUGCAGGCUCGCGAAGACAUCAUGCUGCUUUUCCAAUUGGCACUGCCUCUUGUUGGCUACUGUGGUGCCCCCUGCAGACGAGCAUGAAAUUGACACCCUGAAAAGACAAACCUGUUUUAAGAAACGUAUGAAGGGCUAGAUGGCGGUGAUGAAGCAGCUGUUCUAGAAAAAGAAGCACACUUUUGUAGAUGCUGACACAAGGUAGCAAAAUCUAAUUGUCUUCGGCCUUGCAAUACUGUCUGGUACAGAAGAGGAUUUUUACACUUAUUUGACCCAAAGUGAAUUGUAAACUGAGGAAAAACCAGGGAGAACUGUUCUCUAGGAAUGUUUUACUGAAGCACUAACCACAUUUCUCUCUGGAACUAGAAAAUGUGAACUACAAAAAGCAUUUGUUUUGUCCUUUUGUGCGGGUUUGGUUUUAAUUGUACUCUAUCCUUGCAAACAAGCCAGAGAAUCACAACAUCACAGUUCAAUUAUACAGUCCACUUAUAAAUCCCUUGAUACUUGCAGUCUGCCUGUAAGCAUAAAAUCCGUACGAUUUUGUAAAUUUGCACUUUUUUUUUAGUUGAGUAGUGUGAAAUUGAAUUUAUUAAUGUUUUAUCUUUGACUUCAAAAGGGGGCAUUAAGGCUUCUUUUUUUGUGGCCUUCUGAACAAGAACUGAUUUAGACCCCAUUUAUUAUUGCUGUAAAUCCCAAUAAAACCUAAAUGCAAAGAACCAGCUUUGUGCCAAUGUGCUUUAGUUUUGCUUACGGUUUUAAAAUAUUGAUCAAACAUCCGUUACCAUUAAUACAACAAGUGUAACUUCAUAAUAAAAUUGGUGCUCUUUUUUUAUUUAGUGCACUUUUACAAAAAGGUAUGGAAUUUUCAUUACAGUAGAUAAUUUGUAUGACAAGAACAUCUUGUUCAUACCCAUAAGCAUAAGGGAGAUGCUGUAUUUCAAAGUGCAUUUGGGAUGUGUUUAAAAGAUUGUGCUACAUAAGAAUUUACUUGCACCAUCUUAAUGGGACCUUGCUAGAACUACCACUGUUGCUCCUCAUAUGUCCAAACGUGGUUUUGUACAUGCCGAUUUCAGAACUGAAUAGAAGGGUUCUGUCUUUGUAGACUUAAAACACCUGUGCUUUUUGUAUGGGGAGAUAUGAAAGGAAAAUCACUUCACGGUAACUAAAGAAAAGGCCAAACAGAUUAAAUAAGAAAAAGAAAACUCUUUCUUUGCAAUUCUUUAACUUCAGCAUCUUGUCCUGUGAACCACAUAUCUAACCAAGCAUCAUGUAGCUUUUCCAUUAAUCUUCAUAACUAAUACACACCACUGGAUUCUCCCUUCAGACUAUUUGCACUGGAGGCUUUGCCCUGCUAUCUUGAUUGAAAAGGGAUUUUACUCUAUUAAAGACAAUUGUGUGUGUGUAUAUACAAAUUAAAAUAAAUCAUUUCUAUAAGUC
This is a messenger RNA of Lepisosteus oculatus (spotted gar), 2824 nucleotides long. The record is from RefSeq and is a predicted model, not a curated record. NCBI's taxonomy places the organism in Eukaryota, Metazoa, Chordata, Actinopteri, Semionotiformes, Lepisosteidae.